UGUGUCUUUCUGGGAUGCUCUAGAAACUGUGGAGUAACCCAGGACUCGUGCCAUCCUCCUUCUCCAGGCCCACUCUCAGUGCCCUGCCUGCGAGGGGACCCUGCCCAGCCCUCCGCACGCCCUGGGCCAGGUUGACACACAGCUGCCCCACUCGAUAGGGCAUAACCACGACCCUGGCCCUGCCCCUGCCCCAGGGAGCGAGGCCAUAGGACCAGCGCCCACCUCCCUGCAGGGAUCUGGCACGUGCUGGACCAGUGUCCUCCAGAAGAGUCCUCAGACUUUUCUCUGUUUUCUUUGCCCAGGCUUGGUCCUCAGUCUGGUGAUGGCUGUGGUCUCCCUCCAGAGACGCCUCAGCCCCGGAAUCUCCACCGUGUGAGUACAAUACGUGUCCGGCAUGGACACACAGACGAAGGGUGCCAGCGGGUCAAGGCGAGCAAGGGGAGGCUGGCAGUGGUCCCCACCAGGAGACCCUGGCUCCUCCCACAUUACUGCUCCUCAGCUGGUAAGAGAAAAUCCCCCAUGCGCAGGGCACUGCUCUUGAGCACUGCUAACACCAGGACUCCCUCUUCUAUUCAGGAAAGAGAUCAUCACCUUGAAAAAGAAGAGGCUCUUCACGAUCCUCAUCUUGAUGCUCGCAGGCGCUCUAGCUGGUGUUUGCUGCGGGAGCUUGAUGCUCAUGUUGAGGCUGUGGACACAGGACGCGCCGCAGGUGCUGCUGGGGCAGCCUGCCGCCGACCUGCUCUCCCUGCGGAACACGAUGGCUCUGGGCGGGGAACAAUCCCAAGAGAUGAAACAGCUGAGAGAUGAGCUGGUGCGCCUGGCUGCAGAGAUCAGCGCUACCAUGAAGGAAGUUCAGCAAAUGAGAGACGCAAUGUCUGCAACCACGCAGUUGUCUGACUGGGCUCUGAAAAGUGCAGGGGCUGCCAUUGACCUGCAGAGAUCGUCCAGCAGAUGCACAGGGUUCAGCAGUGUCUUUUGGUUCCUGUGUGAUCCACCAGAGCUGGGUACCUUUGUGCAGUCGGAUACAUCCCCGGGAUACUGCUGGCCUUUCCAAGGGUCUCAGAGCGAGGUGCUAAUCCGGUUGCCCAUGCCAAUACAACCGACGACCGUCACCAUCCAGCACACCUCAAAGGCAGCCUCUCCGCUGGGCACCGUCAGCAGCGCCCCCCGAGAUUUCACUGUCUCUGGACUGGCUGAGGAAGGCAAAGAGGAAACUCUGCUGGGGACCUUCACUUACAACGUGCAGAAAGAACCGACCCAGACCUUCCCUCUGCAGAAUGGGAACCCCAGAGCCUUCCAGCUUUUGAAGCUCGGCAUACGGAGCAACUGGGGAAAACGAGGAUACACCUGCAUUUAUCGAGUGCAGGUGCACGGGAAGAUCGUGGGAGCAAGUGCUGUCCACCAGACACAUGUGGACACCUUGCCUGAAUAGUUAUUAAAGAGUUAGAUGGAGAAACAGGCCAGAGGGUUGUGGCUGUUGGUCUGCUGCAGGGCAAUGUCAUAUCAGAGGCCCUCUCCAAGCUGCCAAGUUCUGCCUCGUGCAGGCUGAGGCCUUCCUCAGGCUUUCCACUUUCCCUCCGCUUCAGGGACGCUUCCUAACUAAGCAAAAGGAGGUGAUGCUCCUGUAGCCUUUCCUUGUCACAGUUCCUUGACAAAAUCCUGCAGCAUGAGGGGCAACCCGCCAUCUCAUGCCAAGUAGGAGUCAUCAGACAGCCUGGCAGCAUUUGAGGGUCAUGAUCCCCAAAGUACUGGCCCAUUUCCUUCAGAUGGCACCUUGGGCCUGGGGACAGGGUCUGGUAGGGGUCCACAUGGGGUGCAGCCAUGUGUGGGACCCCUGAGGAGUGUCUGGGGUGUGUAAGGAGGUCCGAGCAGCCCAGCUGCUGCGGAGCGGGGAUACUGGCUCAGCUCCCUGUGCCCGCGCGCGCUCCCAGGCACAGCCCUCCGCUUCUGCCUUCUGCGUGUCUUUAAGAGAGCCACCGUUGCCCCAGCCUGAAAUGCCAAAACACAGCCAGGUCCCAGCUGAACGCAGAACACACAAACAUCUGGUUUUUUCAAGGGGGCAGAUUUGCCCAGUUCAGCCCUGUAUCUUCAACAGCAAGUACGCAAGGGUAUGGACCUACACCCAUUCGUCUCCGACUGAUGUAAACUUCAAAAGCUAAAGCCAACACUUCCACUGUCAGCCCUGCUACCCUGCUAAGCAUGAGAGGCCAGGAAACCAGUGUGGUCUUCUUCUCACUUCCGUGGGUGCAGCUUGGUGGGGAAAGCUUGGGCAGCUCUGGUCUCCUCCCACAUUGCUUUCCUCAUUUGCCUUUCAAUUUAAUAUGGCAUUAGGUGUAUUCAGGUGGACAAUUACAUGGUCACCAAGCUCAUUCAUAUCCUUAUUUGCAUCCUAAAAAUAUUAAGAAGGCUAUAACUGCCGCUAUUAUACAAGAUAUUAUACACCAGAACUAGAUCACUGUUAGAAGGCUGACUGUGCAAAGCACAUUACUGUAAAAAGUCUAUGCACAGCUAAGUAGGAAGUUUCAGAAAACACGGUGACUACAUAACA
Molecule: messenger RNA, 2548 nt
Organism: Columba livia (rock pigeon)
Lineage: Eukaryota; Metazoa; Chordata; Aves; Columbiformes; Columbidae
Product: sperm-associated antigen 4 protein-like
Exons: 9
Coding region: 629-1432 (267 amino acids)
Cellular component (GO): nuclear envelope; meiotic nuclear membrane microtubule tethering complex
Molecular function (GO): protein-membrane adaptor activity
Source: RefSeq, a predicted model, not a curated record